AUGGCCCUAGUUUUCAGGAAGGCAGUUUUGCCAAAGAACGUAUCGUUGCUAAAAUACUUUAGAGGGCGACCUUUAGCCACAGCGGCCAGUAAAAAGAACCCUGCAGCAUUAUCCGCGGCGGUCCCAAGCCGAAGCUUGAAGGAUAAGGCCAGGACGCUGCGCGUGGGGACCGUGAAGAUCGAAAAGGCGAAGCAGCUGCCGACCGUGAGCGCGGGGCGCAGUCCGAGCGCGUGCGAGCGUCUGAGGUUCUGCGUGUCGUGCCCCGACCUCGUGCCCGUGGCGCGGACGAGAUUGUUCGCAUCGCCUGUCAACUACGCCCCAAGAACUAGGACCAUAAGUCACACCCCGCUAGCCUUGCUGUGCCACCGCUCGAGCUCGCUGCCCGGCUUGUUGCCCGCCCGCAACUUCCACACUAGCAACGCGUUCGACAAAACCUGCCCGCCGCCAUGUAACUGCGGCUGCCCCUGCCCGUUCCCGUGCGGGCCCUGCGGCUGCCCGCAAGGCUGCAACUGCCUCCCCCCGCCCUGCAACCAACCGCCCAAGUGCAUUCAGUACAUGACCGGCUACUACUACUACCCUUACGGCUUCUGGUUCUGUGGACCGUACCACGUGUCCGGCACGUGCACUCCCGUCGGCCCCUGCAGCCCUGCGGCCUCGUGCCCGUGCCCAUGUCCUUGUCCUAAGUGCUGCGCCUGCCUCAACCCGGUCGCAGCGAUGGCAAUGAGCAGCGGCACCCAGCAGCAGAGCUCGCCGCCGACACCGCGACCACCGUCCAGGUCCAUGCAGUCGCCCAUCGCUGACAUUAAGUACCCUCUGCCUGGCCAGGAUCCCGUCCAGUGCAGUACAGCGAUCCCGCCUACUCCAUCGUCCCGUGCCGGAAAUGCAGGCAUUUCAAAGUUCUUCCCCUUCAACGCCGUGCCCAACGUGGAACCGAUCCGCCGCCUCCCCCACACUUCAGUGCUCAUGUGCCCCUACAGCACUAAGCCCAUCCCCCCUGCGAGCACCCCCGACGCGUUCCAGGAGGGCAAGCCUGUUUACUGCACCCCCUGCCUCAAACAACAGAAGAACAACUUUAGCAAUAGGGCUCGCCAAAAUUUCUGUAACAACUGCCAAAAGUCAAAGAAGUCGCUUCCCAAUUCCCUUUCUAAAUCCUAUUCAGAUUAUCAUGAGAAGCGUACUGAAAGUAGGAGCCCCAUCCACCACCACAAGCGGCCCAGAAGACUAAACUACGAAGUGUGCCCGCUCUUAGAAUCUCCUCGAGGCUUGAUGACCCAGGAGCAGCGCGACAGGCCCGACGUCUACCCCGGGGCCUUCCAGUACGCUAACAUCCCCAACUACAGGAGCCCAUACCCCACCCAGCCCUUCAUGGAGUCCACCUUCAAGGCAUACGACGUUUAGACAGACCUCGCAUAAUCAGUCAGGAUGACAAUUUUAGAACAAAAGCUGACUCCACAUCUUUAAAUGGAUUGAAAUAAUAACAAUUUGUAAAAAGUCCAUUUAAUAAACAUCUCCUGACUAAUAUUGUAGUUUUAUUUCUGAGGAGGCCCUCUCACUAGGCUCUAUUAGAUAGGAUUGUGAUUACAGUAAAGCAAUCAUCCUUUCAGCAAAUGUCGCGAC
Helicoverpa zea (corn earworm) is the source of this 1617-nucleotide messenger RNA. RefSeq lists its product as uncharacterized. The transcript has 2 exons. NCBI's taxonomy places the organism in Eukaryota, Metazoa, Arthropoda, Insecta, Lepidoptera, Noctuidae. The record is from RefSeq and is a predicted model, not a curated record. The coding region runs from base 1 to 1398 and encodes 465 amino acids.